CAUAGAAGCCGUAUUUGAGGUUUUAUACAAUUACAGUUUUGCUUCUAGGUGUGUGUUUCUAUGUGGCUAGAUGACAGCUGUCUUCCAAUAUGUAAGGAAAUGUUUGUGGAGAUCAUGAAGGUGCCAAGUUGUUUGUCGUUUGGGUGCUGGAGUUUGUUUAUUUUUUGUAGUCUGUUUGUUAUUGCAAACGCUAAUAACCACGAAGAUGAUGAUGAUGCAUGGAUCGAUCCUUAUGACAUGCUAAACUACGACCCAACGACAAAACGCAUGAGAAAAACAACAGAGUCUGCCAGUUACUCAAACGUGCCAACCAAGAGGAGGGAAUUCAACUCAGAAUCAUGUGAAGCUCAACAGUGUCCUGAUGUGUCUGAGUGCACCAGUAAACUAGAGACUUUGCAAAAAGAGUUUGAUGAACAGAAAAAGAAGGGGACCUCCACCUCUACAAAGCCAGUAUGUCUUCCAGUAUUCAAGCGAUUUCUUUCCAAGCUCCUUAAAGAAACGUCAAAACUUGGCCUGCCUGAUGAUGGACAAAUAUCCAUGCAUUAUGACGCUGAGGUGAAGCUGUCCAAGCAAUCGCUGGUGGAGAUCCAGAAGCUUUUGAACGAAGAGGAUGACUGGACCACUGGAGCCAUGGAUGAGGCUCUGAGUCAAAUUCUAGUCAGAUUUAAAGUCCACGACCACGAAGCCUGGAAGUGGCGUUUCGAAGACACAUUUUAUGUAGAUGCUGAUACUGCACUGAAGGUUUCUUCGAUUGUUCUGAUUGUUGUAGCCAUAAUCUGCACUGAGCUCUGGUCUGUGGUCUCCUGGUUUGUCCAGUUCUGGAGAAUGUUUGCUGUUUGCUUUUUUAUUAGCUUGAUCUGGAACUGGUUCCAUCUUUAUAUGGUUGCCUUUGCAGAACACAAGAAGAACAUUGUAGAGGUUGAGAGCUUCAAUGGCAAAUGCACUGGGCUAAAACAACUGGACUGGAAGGACAGUUUAUCAGAGUGGUACAGACGCACAUGGACUCUUCAAGAUGAUCCUUGCAAAAAGUAUUACGAGGUCCUGGUGGUGAACCCCAUUUUACUAGUCCCUCCAACAAGGGCUAUCACAGUCACCAUAACCAGUUUCAUCACGGAUCCCUUGAAGCAAAUUGGGCAGGGAAUCAGUGAGUUCCUCAGAGCCCUGCUGAAGGAUCUACCAGUAACUCUCCAGUUACCUGUGCUGCUCACCAUUGCACUCGCCAUCAUUGUGUUCAUGUAUGGAAGUGCUCAAGCAGCUAUACAUCAAGCAGUUCACCUGCCCCGGCUCGGUUGGCGACGGGACCAGCCACCCCCUGCGGUAGGACAGCGUCAAGCUCCUCAACUAAGGGAGCAUGAGGAAGCUGGUGGUGAUGCUCCACAGCCUCUACAGGUGCACCAGAACAAUAGAAACAGAGUAAAUCAAGCAGAAAACCGAGGUGACCAGGGCUUCAGAGCAGGAGAUGCUUAUGUUCCACAAAACAGACAGGAGGACAGAAGCAUGGAACACAGACAGGACUUUUCUGGUGGUCCCAGAGUGCACCAUAGAGUAGAGACUGUGCGUGCUACAGGUAACAUGUACAGCGAUGAUGAAACUGAUUUUCAGCAGCGGACAGAGGUGGUGGAUCCUGGUACAAUGGAUAAUGCAGAGACUAAAGUGAAGGUUGAGGAAAAGGAGAAAAAGGCAUCUACUGUGGACAAAAAGGAGCAGACAGACACACAGAUUCCAGACAAAAAAAAGGCUGAAACCAAUGUGCCUUCUGCACAAAUAGAUGUGAGAACACUUGGAGCUAAUCAAGGGAAUGAGGGAGUAUCAGCAGAUACUGCUGUUGAAGAAGAAGGUUGUUCAAGCAUUAAAAGUCCAGUUCAAGAAACACUGCAAGAAAGUCGUCUCUGAACUCUCUUUGUGUCAUUCACUUUUUAAUUAAAUGUUGGGAAAUUUAAAUAUAUUUUAACUUUUUUUCCUAUAUGUGUUAACUCUAAUUUUUAAGUAAAUCUCAUGAUGUAGCAUUCAGAUGUUAUAAAGAGCCAAUGAAAAGUACAGGAUUUUUGCUUUCAUUCAGCUGUCUCUAUUAAUUGUAUUUAUGUUUAUGGACAUUAUACUGACACCUACUGGCCAGGAUGUAUGAAGUUUGGUUACUAGAUGCUGCUGCUUCACACAAAAACUGUUCAUUUUUUAUUUCUUCUUUUCAUUCAUCAGACACAUUCAUAAUGAACACUAUUGGAUUAAAUCAUUACUUUUUUGUGUGCUGUUAUAGGGUGUCUAAGCUGUUACAACUUGAUGUUAAGCUUGUUUCAUCACCCCCAGCAGAAAAUGGACGGUUUUACCAUUUUUUUUCUAGUUAUACUCAUGCAUUUUGGAUCAGUUUGAUGAUGUCAACUCAGUGUCCAUUACUGUGUCAGUGUUUUGUUGCUACAUUGUUUGAUUUGCUUAUUUUGUUUACAUGUAAAUUUGAUUAUGCUUUGUAAAGUGCCUUUAGCACUGUCUGAAAGCACUGUAUAAAUUAAAUAGAAUUAUUAUUAUAGUUAUUAUUAAGGCAGUCAAUUUAUUUGAUAUAGCUGGAGAUGAUGUGAUCUUAAUUUGGCAGCAACCCAUAAGAGGGCGGCCCACUUCAUGUAGAAUUAAAGAUUUCAUUGACAGUCAGUGUGACAUUUCUCAAAGGUGCUGAUCAUUUCUUUGUGAAAAACUGGUGCACUUUUACCUCAGUAGUGUUCUCAUUAAAAGGACGCUGUAUUAUAAAUAGCAUGUGCUGUUUUUGUUCAUUUUGAGAAAGGGUUGCGAUGCUAUGCAUAUGGGGAGACUCCUGUUUACUUUGAAUACUGAAGCCUGAUUUGUUUAUGUUCGUGAAGCUACAAGAAUAAAUAUCACUUUAACCGCAAAAUGGGUUGGAGCCGACUACUAUAUAAUUACGAACGCCAUUUAAUAAGAAACUUUCUGAAUGAUAGUG
Molecule: messenger RNA, 2944 nt
Organism: Labeo rohita (rohu)
Lineage: Eukaryota; Metazoa; Chordata; Actinopteri; Cypriniformes; Cyprinidae
Product: chloride channel CLIC-like protein 1
Exons: 11
Coding region: 61-1893 (610 amino acids)
Cellular component (GO): membrane; endoplasmic reticulum
Molecular function (GO): chloride channel activity
Source: RefSeq, a predicted model, not a curated record